AUGCUUGCUAGACAAAUGAGCCUACUUCUAUACUUAAUUCUUCUUCCGGCUGGAUGCUGCCAAGUCAUUCCCUACAGCUUCGAGUAUUUGGACUCAUACAAAUGUAAUUUUCUGGGCAUUCACUCCGAAGUACAACUGCCAUCACAUCUGCGAUCUGCAGAAAUGUUUGUCUUAUUGGACAUCACCAGGAAGCAGCAGGAGUUGGCCGUGUUUGACAGCACGAGCAUCAGAGAUUAUAACUUUGCAGUACACGUGUCUAGUCCAAUCCAACAGGAUGAGAAACUUCCUUCAAUGUUGACGACACUGGAGAAUGCUCUGGCUGAAGACGCCUUCAGUGAUUCUGUUGUUGAGCAGUGCCUUGUUAGUAUUAAAGCUGAAUGGAUGAAGUGA
Messenger RNA from Corticium candelabrum, 390 nucleotides. RefSeq names its product folliculin-like. Gene Ontology annotation, cellular component: cytosol. The transcript has 5 exons. Lineage: Eukaryota; Metazoa; Porifera; Homoscleromorpha; Homosclerophorida; Plakinidae. Gene Ontology annotation, biological process: positive regulation of transforming growth factor beta receptor signaling pathway; positive regulation of TORC1 signaling; negative regulation of transcription by RNA polymerase II. Gene Ontology annotation, molecular function: GTPase activator activity. The record is from RefSeq and is a predicted model, not a curated record. The coding region runs from base 1 to 390 and encodes 129 amino acids.